Molecule: messenger RNA, 1529 nt
Organism: Oryzias melastigma (Indian medaka)
Lineage: Eukaryota; Metazoa; Chordata; Actinopteri; Beloniformes; Adrianichthyidae
Exons: 8
Coding region: 333-1277 (314 amino acids)
Source: RefSeq, a predicted model, not a curated record
AAACAACAAAAUUAAAAACAAGCAAAAAUAUCCUAAAUGUAUUAAAGCAACAAUAUUAUUACUAGAAAGCUGAAGUCAUUCCAAUGUAAGCCUAACAGGCGAUGUUUUCUGGAUCUUCUACCAAAGAGAAACAUUGUUCGUAUUUAUGACCUUGUGUACUUAGGCUGAACGUAUAGAGAAGAUAAGAAACACGUGUCUUCCUCCUCGUGCAACAGCUACUCUGCAGUAUAUAACUCUGCACUAUAUAACAUCUCCUCCAUCCCCUGCACACUUACCUCGCCCCAUCGCACGACUCUGCUCAUACAAGGAGGAUCCGCACAAGCAAACCCACAAUGGGAAAGCACAACUUUUUCCGCCUUGGUGCUGUUGCCAUCUCCUUUGCUUUCUUUGUCAUAAGUCUGGUGUUCAACGUCCUGUCUGUGUUUGGAGCUGGUCCCUAUUUGACCACAACUGCCAAUGUGUCUGCUGUGUUCGACACGCUGCUCACACCACCAGGAUGGACAUUCGCCAUCUGGGGAGUCAUUUACAUCUGGCUGGCAGCAAUGAAUGUCUACAUCGUUGCGGGGCUCUUCAGAAAAAAUGAAACCGGUUAUAUGUACUGCAGCCCCCCUGUGCUGCCGUAUGGAUUCUUUGUUUGCUGGUGUCUCAACCAGUGUUUCAACAUUGCUUGGCUUCUUGUUUGGGACAGAGGAAUGAUGAUCCCUGCCCUCAUUUUCCUCAUCCUGCUUGUCGCCACAAACUACUCCAUGAUAUUCUUCUGCUGUCAUGGCCUUCAUGUUUAUGGAGCCUGGCUCAAGAAAUAUUGCAAGAGAGAUCUUUGGCUCCUUCGAGCGUUGGUUCAGAAUGGUGUGAUGGUCUACACCACUUGGACAACCAUAGCAACCCUCCUGAACCUGACCAUUGUCCUGGUUUAUGAUGCAAACAUGUCUCCAGUUGAUGCUGCCACUGUCUCCUACUCUCUACUGUCUGUGUUGCUGGUUGUGUGGUUUGCUUUGGAAAACACCAUCCUUGAUAAGCAUGUGCGAUACGUCUUGAUCACCUAUGUUGUUGUAAUCUGGGCAUUGGCGGGAAACAUGAACAAAAACUAUGAUGCCAACUCACCCGGUCGGAUUGGCAUCUUCAUUGCUGUACUGCUGGCGGUUUCCUGUGUGCUGUUCGUCAUCCGGAUUAUUCUGGUGGUUUGGAGACACUUCAAAAAACCACUUUACGAAGAUGCAGGCCCUGAAGCCAUGGAAGUGAUGGAGAUUUCUAAGAAAGACAAAAAGAUAUUUCGCUAGGCUUUAUUCACCAAACCUGUGGGUCGGGGGUGAUAAUGAGGUCAGCUGCUAGUCAGGUUUUAAAUGCAUGCUAAAAACAAUCUUGCACUCCAUGUUGUAUAUUAUUUAAUAUCUAUUUUAUGUUUUAUUAGAUGGCAGCAUAGUGAAACUGCAGCGUAGCAAUGACUUGUAUAAAUUUGUCUUAUGAUUAAUUUACAACAAAGAAAAUAAACACCAUCACAUUUAAAUGAUCAAAUAGUAAAAAAAAAAAAA